GCAUCUAGUUGUUCUCCAUAUACCACGACACGCUCACUAUCACUCUCACUGUCAACGCAAACAUUACCGUUGUUCUGGUGUUUCCACUCUUUCAGUGUCUUGUAUCUAUGUCAUCACCAUUUCACGAACGUAUAUGGAUGUCCUUGACGCACCAGGCGCGCUCUUGAUUGCCCCUGAACAAAAAGUCACUACGUCUUCACUUUUUUCCGAGGAGGCUUCAUCCUCGUCAAUCGAGUAUCUUGAGAUAAAAUCAAAGGCUUCACAUUAUCACUUUGAUGUCCAACGUGAUCCGACUAUCUUAACCAGAGCUCACUAUCCGCUGUUUAGUUUCAUGACAAUUGGCCCAACCCAACAGGAUGUCAAGUCGUUUACUCCCCCCCGAUUGGGGACUGCAAUCUACAUCGCUAAUCAUUUUAAUGUAGUAGUACAAAGGGGCGUGUACUAAGACGGCGGCAAGCUUCUCGUUUGACUAUAUUUCAACUGGUAUUCCAAGCUGUCAACAUCACAAGGAUACAUGUUCACCUGAUCAACGUCCGGCGAAAAAAGUAGUCGACGUCUUCGGCCUUCCACACUGCGAUGGG
This is a messenger RNA of Serpula lacrymans var. lacrymans S7.9, 581 nucleotides long. RefSeq lists its product as uncharacterized. Lineage: Eukaryota; Fungi; Basidiomycota; Agaricomycetes; Boletales; Serpulaceae. The transcript has 2 exons. Bases 134 to 445 code for a protein of 103 amino acids. The record is from RefSeq and is a predicted model, not a curated record.